Dioscorea cayenensis subsp. rotundata (Guinea yam) is the source of this 1080-nucleotide messenger RNA. RefSeq names its product 3-hydroxybutyryl-CoA dehydrogenase. The record is from RefSeq and is a predicted model, not a curated record. Gene Ontology annotation, biological process: fatty acid metabolic process. Gene Ontology annotation, molecular function: oxidoreductase activity, acting on the CH-OH group of donors, NAD or NADP as acceptor; NAD+ binding. The transcript is spliced from 4 exons. NCBI's taxonomy places the organism in Eukaryota, Viridiplantae, Streptophyta, Magnoliopsida, Dioscoreales, Dioscoreaceae. The coding region runs from base 28 to 918 and encodes 296 amino acids.
UUGGUUUUCUGGGGAUCGAGAUCCGGCAUGGCGGAGCGACAGCUGAUCGGAGUGGUGGGAGGCGGCCAGAUGGGCUCCGGCAUCGCCCAGCUUGCCGCCGUCGCUGGCUUCCAUGUGCUUCUCUAUGACUCCAACGCCGAUGUCCUUGUAAGGGCCAAUAGCUCCAUCUCCUCUUCCAUCCGCCGCCUCGUUUCCAAGGGCCAACUCUCCCAGUCAGCAAGUGAUGAUGCCAUGAAAAACCUGAAAUUCGCACAAAAUUUGGAAGAUUUUAGAGAUGCUGAUGUUAUAAUUGAAGCCAUUGUGGAGUCUGAAGUUGUAAAGAAGACUUUGUUUUUGGAACUUGACAAGAUUGCAAAAGUUUCUGCAAUUUUGGCAUCUAAUACUAGUUCCAUUUCCAUCACUCGCCUUGCUUCGACAACCAGUCGUCCUUCCCAGGUGAUAGGUAUGCACUUUAUGAAUCCACCACCAAUAAUGAAACUAAUCGAGAUCAUUAGAGGAGCUGAUACUUCAGAUGCGGUGUAUGCCACAGUAAAAUCCUUGGCAGAAAGGCUCGGAAAAACAGUGAUAUGUUCUCAAGAUUACCCAGGGUUCAUUGUCAACCGGAUACUGAUGCCAAUGAUCAAUGAGGCAUUCUACACACUUUACACCGGCGUUGCAACAAAAGAAGACAUAGACACUGGCAUGAAGUUAGGGACAAACCAUCCAAUGGGUCCUUUAGAGCUUGCUGAUUUCAUUGGACUGGAUGUUUGCCUCUCUAUAAUGAAUGUACUUCAUGAAGGCCUUGGGGACAGCAAGUAUAGUCCAUGUCCUCUUCUUGUUCAGUAUGUUGAUGCUGGUCGCUUGGGAAGAAAGAAGGGCAUUGGAGUGUACUCAUACCAAAAGGAGCCUGCAAAACUUAAGCCAUCAUCCUCACUAUGAAAUUGAAAAUCUUUACUGGGAUUUUCAUAGGGUGUAUAUAGUGAAAACAAGAAUAAAUGUAACUUUUAUAUGGUUCCUAGUUCCUAUCAGAUGAAAUGCUGGAUUCCGAAAUGACUUAUUUUGUGAUCUUUAAGCCUUUAAUGAACAGUUUAUUUUGCCAUA